Molecule: messenger RNA, 1249 nt
Organism: Python bivittatus (Burmese python)
Lineage: Eukaryota; Metazoa; Chordata; Lepidosauria; Squamata; Pythonidae
Source: RefSeq, a predicted model, not a curated record
AUGACAUUGUUCCUUUUUGUCUUGUGCUGUUUUAUUGUUGCUACUGAAUUGUUGAUUCGUUUUUCAGUUUAUACUAGCAAGCAAGAAAUUCACAGAAGAUCUGCUCGAUUAAGGAACACAAAAUAUAAGUCUGCUCCUGCUGCUGAGAAAAAGGUUUCCACUAAAGGGAAAGGGAGAAGGCAUAUAUUUAAAUUAAAAAAUCCCAUCAAAGCACCAGAAUCUGUAGCCACCAUAAUUACAGCAGAAUCUAUCUUCUAUAAGGGAAUAUACUAUCAAAUUGGAGAUGUUGUUUCAGUGAUUGAUGAGCAGGAUGGUAAAACAUAUUAUGCUCAGAUUAGAGGUUUUAUUCAAGACCAAUACUGUGAAAAAAGUGCAGCUUUAACAUGGCUCAUUCCUACUACAGCAAGCCCAAAAGACUAUUUUGAUCCUGCAACUUACAUAAUAGGACCAGAAGAAGAUCUUCCCAGAAAAAUUGAAUACUUGGAAUUUGUCUGUCAUGCACCUUCAGAAUAUUUCAAAUCUCGAUCAACUCCUUUUCCUACAAUUCCUACUAGGCCAGAAAAAGGUUAUAUCUGGACUCAUGUUGGACCUACUCCAGCAAUUUCAAUCAAGGAAACUAUUGCCAGCAGCUUGUAGUAUCUCUUCAGAAAAGGUUUUUAUUUAUAUUUUAAAUUACCCAGCUGACUUCUAUUUAUUGUUUACAUCUCUGUGCCUUUGUCAAUUUCUUUUCAUUUUUGAAACUGUAUUUUCUUUCUCAGAAAAAAAAUGUGAUUUAAUCUAGGGAAAUGGGUAUUUUUAAUUAUCUCUGCUGUGUUAGAACUAUACUCUUACAUUAGGAUACUGCAUACAGUAAUUCAUAUUUAGUUUGGUCAUGGGGUGGGGGUGUGGAGAAAGACAUUCAUUAAAAAUUGAGCUGGAAUUACAGCAAAAUGGAGGAAAAACGAUGCAAAUAUAUCAAAACACUGUUUGAAAAACACUGGAAAAAAAUUGAAUACAUUUCCAAUGUUGUAUAUGUUCUGUGCUAUCCAGAAAAAGGUACAAAGUCUCCUUUAGAUAAAACCUAAGGUGAUUUUAAGAAAUGAAGGUUCAGCUGUAAAACAGUUUCGGUGGAAAAUCAUCUGUUCCAACAUGACUCCAUUAUAACAGGCAUUCUUUUUGUUUGGAUGAUGACUUAUGCCAUAACCGUAAUGUGGAUUCCUGAACCAAUUUAUUGGUCUUGUUAUAUAUUAAAGGAUAUCUCAUUGAUUCA